Molecule: messenger RNA, 1506 nt
Organism: Oryza brachyantha (malo sina)
Lineage: Eukaryota; Viridiplantae; Streptophyta; Magnoliopsida; Poales; Poaceae
Product: syntaxin-121
Exons: 1
Coding region: 356-1348 (330 amino acids)
Biological process (GO): intracellular protein transport; vesicle fusion; exocytosis
Cellular component (GO): endomembrane system; plasma membrane; SNARE complex
Molecular function (GO): SNARE binding; SNAP receptor activity
Source: RefSeq, a predicted model, not a curated record
ACUACAGGCCGGCGCCACGGCGCGCCCGCCACACGCCACCGCGUGAUCGAGCGCGGCGCGAGCACGAGCGAGAGGCCCUCGUCUCGUCUGUGCGCGCGCGCGACGCCACGGCCGUCUCCUUCCUUCCUCCCACCUUCCUCGCCGCGCGCCACCUCACGUCGCCAUUUCAACUCCACCUCGCGUCGCGUGAACGGGAGACCUCCUCCCCGACCCCUUCAACUCCGCGUCCCCCACCUCCCCCUCCCCCUCUCUAUUUCUUACUCCUCCUCCCCCUCGCCCUCCCCCCGAUCGAUCCAAGAAACCGGAGCUAGCCGAGCCCGAUCUUGUGUGGGGAGGGGCGAGUGGUGCUGCAGCCAUGAAUAGCCUCUUCUCUAGCUCGUGGAAGCGCGCCGGCGGCGGCGGCGGGGACAUAGAGUCCGGCGGCGGGGUGGAGAUGGCGCCGCCGCCGGGGGCGGCGGCGGGGGCGAGCCUGGACAGGUUCUUCGAGGACGUGGAGUCGAUCAAGGACGAGCUCCGCGACCUGGAGCGGAUCCAGCGGUCGCUCCACGACGGCAACGAGGGGGGCAAGUCGCUGCACGACGCGGCGGCGGUGCGCGCGCUCCGGGCGCGGAUGGACGCCGACGCCGCGGCGGCCAUCAAGAAGGCCAAGGUGGUGAAGCUCCGGCUCGAGUCGCUCGACCGCGCCAACGCCGCCAACCGCUCCGUCCCCGGCUGCGGCCCGGGGUCCUCCACCGACCGCACGCGCACGUCCGUCGUCGCCGGCCUCCGCAAGAAGCUCCGCGACUCCAUGGAGGCCUUCUCCUCCCUCCGCGCCCGCAUCUCCUCCGAGUACAGGGAGACCGUCGCGCGGCGGUACUUCACCGUCACCGGCGAGCAGCCCGACGAGGCCACCCUGGACAACCUCGCCGAGACGGGCGAGGGGGAGCGGCUCCUGCAGCGCGCGAUCGCCGAGCAGGGCCGCGGCCAGGUGCUCGGCGUGGUGGCCGAGAUCCAGGAGCGGCACGGCGCCGUCGCGGAGCUGGAGCGCAGCCUGCUCGAGCUCCACCAGGUGUUCAACGACAUGGCCGUCCUGGUGGCUGCGCAGGGGGAGCAGCUCGACGACAUCGAGACCCACGUCGGCCGCGCCCGCUCCUUCGUCGACCGCGGCCGCGAGCAGCUGCAGGUGGCGCGCAAGCACCAGAAGAGCACCCGCAAGUGGACCUGCAUCGCCAUCAUCAUCCUGCUCGUCCUCAUCCUCGUCGUCGUCCUCCCCAUCGUGCUCAAGUUCGUCAACAACAACAACAGCAGUAGCCCGUCGCCGUCGCCACGGACCCCGUCGCCGCCGGCCCCGCCGCCGCCGUCGGCAUGAUGGCAAAUCUAGUACACCUUGAGUUCACACUUCAUAUAGAGAGGAUUCCUUUUGUUCUCGUAUUUUUCAUAAGAGUUCUUCACGAUUGUAAUUACUCUGUAUGAUACUAUGAUUAGUUGAUUGUCUUGAUUACUAUACAUAUCCGCCAUUUUUCUAAA